Messenger RNA from Leopardus geoffroyi (Geoffroy's cat), 2833 nucleotides. RefSeq names its product transmembrane O-methyltransferase (gene TOMT). Gene Ontology annotation, biological process: developmental process; catecholamine catabolic process; dopamine metabolic process. Bases 1378 to 2154 code for a protein of 258 amino acids. The record is from RefSeq and is a predicted model, not a curated record. Gene Ontology annotation, molecular function: catechol O-methyltransferase activity. NCBI's taxonomy places the organism in Eukaryota, Metazoa, Chordata, Mammalia, Carnivora, Felidae. The transcript has 4 exons.
CUCAGUCUUGGAGCUGGAGUCUUCCGCCGACUUAAAGAGGCCCUCCUGAUGUGUACUGUGUGGUCGCGUGGCUGCCAGGCUACCUUUCAGGGUCAGUGAGCGAACUUAUACCAAAUGCUCCCGUAAAUGCCAUGCGAAGGGAGAGUGGGACUCAGGCCCUCCGCUCCUCGAGCACACAGUCUCCGUGUACAAACACUGGACCCAGAUGCCCAGCACCAAGUUGGAAGACACAUAAAGACUGUAGCCCCCAACGGAGUUCUCAACCUGUACUGGGGAUGGGAGACUUACUGGAAGAAGAGCUCUUAUUCCUUCACAAGCCAAAGAGGAGCAGAGCUCAAUCCUGGAAGAGAGGCCACCUGGCAGUCUUUGCCCUCAGGCAUUUCUUUGCAAUCUUGCUUGCCUUUUUACAUCAACUCUAGUAAUCCUAAUUCACAAAGCUGACUCUCAGUGCUUUUCUUAGAACCAUCCCAUAUCUUCCCUUGGACCCUGAACACUGGUCAUUCAACAAGUCUGUUAUUCAACAUCUUGCAGCGCCUGAUACCUGCCUCCCUUUUCAGCACUGGGGUCGUGGGGGGUAAAGGUAAUGGUGGUGGUGGUGCAGGGGUUGUAAAUAUUUAUUUGCAGUUUCCUGAUUGACCUCCUGGACUUUCCACAUGUUGGCACACCGCCUCCCCACGAGGUCUGCCUUCAGGCCUGAAUACAAACAAUAUCCUCCUGAUUGCCAUUUCUGACCCCAUUCUUUGGGCAUCCCCAACUCCCUGUGCUUAAUCCCUAUUCCACGUAGCUCCAUUCAUUUAUCAAAUCAAGUAAUUACUGUCUGUGAUGUGCCACACACUGCUCUGUCUAGAUACACAGAAGUUCACAGAACAGCCUAAAGUCCCCAUAUCCGUGAAGAAUUGCAUUAUGCUUUAUUCUGUUUCUGGAUCAGUCUCUUCCGCUAAAUUUGGAGUUCCUGGAGGAAUGAGACAAGAUCUGACUCCUGUGACCCACACCCUGGCAAUUGCUUAAACAAAACUUGAAUUUUGAAUUGAGUAAAUUACAGCCUCCCAUUUCCUUGGCUGACACCAUGCCCCUGUAUCCUGAUACAAGGAGUUGGAGGAGAGGUCACCAAACCCAGUAGCUGUCAUCACCCCUCAAAUCAAGACCCUGGGGUUCUGUAAAUUUAGGGCUCAUGAAGGGUAGGAGUCAGCCCCACCUUGUUCCUGCAGCUAGUAACUUGAACCACAUGUCUCAGGUAACAGCAGCAGCUUCUGCAUCAAUAAUUGAGAGCAAGUCCAGCCGGCCUCAGAGUUCUCUGGCCCUGAGGCCUCCCCUUCCUGUUCUAGGCUCUGAUCUUCCCCAAGCAGAAGUCUCCAGCACAGAGCCCUGGUAGGGACUAUGUCCCCCGCCAUCGCACUGGCCUUCCUGCCACUGGUGGUGACAUUGCUGGUGCGGUACCGUCACUACUUCCGACUGCUGGUGCGUAUGGUCUUGCUGCGGAGCCUCCGAGACUGCCUGUCAGGGCUGCAGAUUGAGGAACGGGCCUUCAGCUAUGUGCUCACUCAUGCCCUGCCUGGAGACCCCAGUCAUAUCCUCACCACCCUGGACCAUUGGAGCAGCCACUGCGAGUACCUGGGCCACAUGGGGCCUGUCAAAGGUCAGAUCCUGAUGCGGCUGGUGGAGGAGAAGGCUCCUGCUUGCAUGCUGGAGCUGGGCACCCACUGUGGGUACUCCACGUUGCUUAUUGCCCGUGCCCUGCCCCCUGGGGGCCGCCUUCUCACUGUGGAGUGGAACCCACGCACCGCAGCAGUGGCUGAAAAACUCAUCCGCCUGGCUGGCUUCGACGAGCGCACGGUGGAGCUCAUCGUGAGUAGCUCAGAGGAGGUGAUCCCACACCUACGAACCCAGUACCAGCUGAGUCAGGUAGACUUGGUGCUCCUGGCACACCGGCCCCGACGUUACCUGCGAGACCUGCAGCUUUUGGAGGCCCAUGCCCUGCUGCCAGCUGGUGCCACUGUACUGGCUGACCACGCGCUGUUCCCUGGUGCACCCCGCUUCCUGCAGUAUGCCAAGAGCUGUGGCCGCUACCGCUGCCGCCUCCACCACACUGGCCUCCCAGACUUCCCUGCCAUCAAGGACGGCAUAGCCCAGCUCACCUAUGUAGGGCCUGGCUGAGAUCCAGGCCCAGGGGCACUUACUGCUGCCUCUCCACCCCCACCGAAGCAAGGACCUCAGAACAUCCAUUCUUCUCCCUGCUUGUGGCCUGACACAUGCUGGACUCAGGGCUGGGGAGGCUGUCCUCCAACCUCUACCCCACUCCAGUUCUACACUGACCUGAGACAUCAAGUUCUAUCAGGAUGCUUGGUUCCAUUGCCCCCCUCCUUCCAGAGAGCCAUGGAUUGACAGGCAAGAGACCUGGGCUCCCAACCCAACUCUAUCACUGAUUUUCUGGGUGACUCCAAGGGAGUCCCUGUGCUGCCUGAAGAUUUAAUCUCUCUUAACACCAAGGAAGCUAGCUGGAAAAUCUCCAGGGGCCUCCUAGCUCUAGGCCUCAGAAGCCUUCCCUCCUCAGCUCAUGCAAUUCCAGUUAGGAUCAGAGGAAACAGUAAACAUUGAGUUAGAGGCUCUGAAGAAAUGGGUACAAGCUGAGCCAGAGAAAAUGGUAAUGGAGCCUGGGCCCAGGGCCAGGGCCACCUCUAGCCCUGGACAACAUGAUCCAGUAGGCUUGCCUGAAGUCCCUUGUAUGCCCUCUCCCUGAAGCUCAAGAGAAGAUGCUGGAUUCCUCUGGGCCCGACCAACAAUUAGGGAAUAGACACGGGGAAAAAAAUAAAAUCAUUCCUGUGUCUUUAUUAAA